This is a messenger RNA of Ilyonectria robusta, 1710 nucleotides long. RefSeq lists its product as uncharacterized. The coding region runs from base 1 to 1710 and encodes 569 amino acids. The record is from RefSeq and is a predicted model, not a curated record. The transcript is spliced from 2 exons. NCBI's taxonomy places the organism in Eukaryota, Fungi, Ascomycota, Sordariomycetes, Hypocreales, Nectriaceae.
AUGUCUUCCAGGUCGGGGUCCAACUCCCACCGCCGCCACUCCCGAGAGCCUUUGGAAGACUUUCCGCCCCUCCCCGUCCCUAGGCUUCCCUCCCUGCGAGCCCUCGCCGCCCAGCGAGACCGAGACAGCGCUUUGCCGGCUUCGUCCAGCCGCCCCCAGUCGCGGCAUUGGAGUGCCGCAUCUCGCCGCGCCGAGCGCAUUCGCAACCUCGAGAACAGAGACCCCAACUUCGACGACUUCUUCCGUCCAUCAGAUGAGGGGUGGCCCACGAUGUCUCGUCGCGCCGACCGCAUGCGGACUGCGAACGCCGAGAACAACCGCCCCGCCAACAACUUUGACGACCUGGAUCGGUCCCUCGAGGAGGCUAAUUCCCAUAUCCGACUCUUGGUUGAUCUACAAAACCAAAUGGCCCCCGAAUACCCAAUGCACAUCCCCAGCUUCUCCCCGCCCCUUCGUCCUCAAGACCUCCCCGACUCCAAUCGACGACACAAACGUCGGAAGCUGGAUUCGGAUCGUCUCGUGCCCAGCUUCAAGGGCUUCCGGUAUGGAAGAUACGGCCAGGUCGAACCCGGCGAACUUCAAAUGGAGAUUGUCAGUUGCGACGGAGGAAUGUUCUCCAACGAAUCCUCCUAUGCCGCCGAGAACAUCCUCCGCGAUGACACUUCGGUGUACUGCACAAAAGGCAACCGAUGCAACAUAGUGCUGCGACACCAGGGAGCAACAGUAUUCACUCUGCAAGAGCUGGUGAUUAAAGCGCCAGCGUCUAUGAACUAUUCACAUCCUGUACGAGAAGGAAUGGUUUUUGUAAGCAUGAACCAGGAUGACAUCCUGAGCCGGACAGCUCAGUAUCAGAUCCAGUACGCCCCGAGGUCCAACGAAAAUUCGAGGUCCCACGAAAAUUCGAGGUCCUACGAAAAUCCGAGGUCCUACGAAGAUUCGAGGCCCAACGAAGAUUCGCGUUCCUGGGAUGCAAACCCUGACCUCAUCCCCCCCGAGAUCAUGUCCAUCCGCCAUCACGACAAUGGCACUACGACCACAGUCCCCCGUGGCACUUCCUACGGCCUCAUCGGCGCCUGUAUCGAAGACUACGAGCCCCGAACGCCUCAGAUGCCCCGCGAGUUCGCGACCCCCCUGCCCGACUUCCGCGUCACCAUCGAGUGCAGCGAGGAGGAGGAAGAUGAUGAUGGCUCGCGCUUCCUCCGCCGCGCCCCAAACCACAUCGGCUCCCUACCCUUCGAGACGGCCGACUCGGACUCGGAGGACGGCGUCGGCAAUCCCUUUGGCUCCGAGUACCUCGAUGACCCCCACCAUCCUUCCCACUGGCGCCUCUAUAACAGCGCGCCUAAUACUGGCAGCGCCGCCAACCUGCGCCGCCUCCGUGAUCGUGACCGUGACCGCGAGCGGGACCGUGAUCGCGAUCGCGAACGCCCCACCCUCUCUCUAUCUGAGGCCUGGGAGGCUCACGCUUCGGCUACCCAGGACGCUGUCCGCGCCGUUGGCGGCGAGCUCCUUACGCCCUGCGCCCGCUUCCACAUCGAGAAGAAGAAGAGCAAGUGCACUAUCCGCUUCGACCCCCCCAUCUCGGGCCGCUUCAUCCUCCUAAAGAUGUGGAGCUCCCACCAUGACCCCACGAGCAAUAUCGACAUACAGUCCAUCAUCGCUCGGGGCUUUGCCGGGCCCCGGUAUUUUCCCUCUGUUGACUUGCGAUGA